Drosophila simulans is the source of this 730-nucleotide messenger RNA. RefSeq lists its product as uncharacterized. The record is from RefSeq and is a predicted model, not a curated record. The transcript has 3 exons. Bases 45 to 683 code for a protein of 212 amino acids. Lineage: Eukaryota; Metazoa; Arthropoda; Insecta; Diptera; Drosophilidae.
UACAAUGUAAUGUUAGUCGCUACUGGGUCUUUAACUUUUACCAAAUGCUAUAUAAGGUCGGAACAAUAACUGCUUGGCACACAACAAUGUUUGCUACUCUGCUGAUUCUCAUCUUGGCGUCGACUGACAUUUUGGCCACAGACUAUAUACUACUGGUCGAGGACUCAGACAUCUACACGCCGUGCACGGAUGGUCCUCCUGGAUCUGUUAGUCUCAAUGAAGCCUUCGACGUAAGCGAAAUGCCGGUUGAAAUGGAUGAAGAGGGGAUUCAUGUGUCCGGAAAUAUUACAACUAGAUGGAGUUUGCCGCGCAACUAUCGAAUUUCUGCUAAGAUGAGUGUGCUCCACUUUAACCGCGGCAACUGGGAGCCGACCGUAUUUAACUCUCUAACGCCGGACUUCUGCGACGCGAUGUUUAAUCCGAAUCUGUUUUGGUACAAAUACUGGUUCAAAAAUUUUGAAAACCGCGAUGAGAUCCAAGAGAAGUGUCUCGCUACACAGGGUACCGUGUUGGUGUACAAUCCCUUCGUUGUGGUUCCCCGACUAAAUAACGUUAUGGGACCCACCCUCAAAGGACGCUACAAAGUGGUUUUCCUGUUCGAAGCAUUCAACGAACAGGACGAACGGCAGCCUUCAUCCGUGUGCUUCGAGAUCACGGGCGACGCUGAAAAAAUAAAGAAUUGAUAGUUUCGAAUCAGUCGUAACUAUUUUUGGUCUUAUUUGUCAUAAUU